AUGGGAAGAGGAAAGUUCAAGGGCAAGCCCACUGGUCGUCGCCAGUUCUCUACUCCAGAACAGAUGAUGGCGGGUACCUCUGCUUCUCGUCCUCGUACAUUUAAGAAGGUUGAAGCUGAGCUGGAAGAAGAGGAGAGAUCUGAAGAAGAAUCAGAAGAGGAGUCUGAGGAUGAAUCUGGAGCUGAAAUUGACCCCCCAAUGACCAUCCACUGUAGAAGCACCAUAGAGGAGAUUGAAAGACAGCAAGCUCACGAAAGGUACAUGAGGCUGCAAGAACAAGGAAAGACAGAACAGGCGAGGAAAGAUUUAGAGCGUUUGGCCCUUAUACGACAACAGAGAGCAGAAGCUGCUAAAAAGCGAGAAGAGGAGAAAACUGCCAAAGAGCAGAAGAAGUUGGAAGCUCGCAAGUAA
This is a messenger RNA of Fraxinus pennsylvanica, 411 nucleotides long. NCBI's taxonomy places the organism in Eukaryota, Viridiplantae, Streptophyta, Magnoliopsida, Lamiales, Oleaceae. The record is from the annotation of a GenBank genome assembly.